This is a messenger RNA of Magnolia sinica, 2757 nucleotides long. Its product is annotated as putative disease resistance protein RGA3. The transcript is spliced from 3 exons. NCBI's taxonomy places the organism in Eukaryota, Viridiplantae, Streptophyta, Magnoliopsida, Magnoliales, Magnoliaceae. The record is from RefSeq and is a predicted model, not a curated record. Gene Ontology annotation, molecular function: ADP binding. The coding region runs from base 268 to 2757 and encodes 829 amino acids. Gene Ontology annotation, biological process: defense response to other organism.
CUUAUCUUUUACGUCUUAUUUCUCCCACUCGAUAGAAAAUAUCAUUUAAACCACAAUUUCAUAAUUUUUUCAUUCUGCAUUUUCACUACUUUCCGUCCUUUCCUUUGGUCAUUACUACCUGUGUGGAGAGAAAGGGCUGUCUUGGCUUCUUUCAAGUGAAAUAGUUUGGUGAGAUAUUUCUUAGUUUAGAGGAUUAGAUCGGCAUCAAACUCUUUGCCGUAAAAAUCUGUUUUUGCGGAUUGUGAUCGUGCCAAGUACCAAGAAAAGAUGGCAGAAGUAUUUCUCUCUGCUCUUGUUCAGACAAUGAUGGGGAACUUGAAUUCUCUACUUCUGCAAGAGUUUGACACAGCGUGGGGUGUCGAGAAAGAAUUGGGGAAGCUGGAGAGCAUGUUGUCGACGAUCCAUGCAGUACUUCAAGACGCAGACAAGCAGCAAGAGCAGAGCAAGGCGCUGAGGGAUUGGCUAAUGAAGCUUAAGGGUGUGGCCUAUGAUGCAGAUGACUUGAUAGAUGAGUUCUUAACAGAAGCUUUUCGGCGGAAAGUGAGGACACGUCCUGCUAUUAUGAAUAGAGUGCGUAACUUCUCUUCUCUUCCAAACUCACUUGUAUUUCGCCUGAAGAUGGGGAGUAGGAUAAAGGAGAUUGGGGAGAGAUUAUAUGCAAUUGCAAAGGAGAGGAAGUUCCAUUUGAGAGAUGGACCUGUAGAUCCGCCGGUCAAUACUGAAGAGAGACUGCAAACAGACUCUUGGAUUGAGUCGGAAGUUUUUGGCAGAGAUGACGAUAAGAAGAUAAUUGCAGAGUCGUUGAUUCAUGUUGGUACUCAAGAAGAUGUCUCGAUCAUCCCCAUAGUUGGUAUGGGGGGCCUUGGGAAGACCACACUUGCACAAUUCGCUUACAAUGAUGAGAGGGUAACCAAGCAUUUCGAGCUAAGGAUGUGGGUUUGUGUGUCGGACAAUUUCGAUGUGAUGAGGGUAAUAAAAUUAAUCAUUGAAUCAGCAAAUGGUAGCAAAUGUGAUCUCGAAGGCAUGGAUUCACUGCAGCAUGGCCUCCAACAAAAGCUAAGUGGGAAGAAGUUUUUACUCGUGUUGGAUGAUGUGUGGGAAGAAAAUCCUGAGAAGUGGAAUGCACUGAAAAAAUCUCUCAGAGGUGCCAGGGGUAGUAAAAUCAUAGUUACUACCCGUAAUGAAAAUGUUGCUUCAAUCAUGGGCACUCUCCCUUCACACCAUUUGCCAAUAUUAUCAGAUGAUGAUUGUUGGUCUCUGUUCAGGCAACGAGCGUUUGGGCAUGGAAGACAAGAACAUCCAAACCUAGUAAUGCUUGGAAAGGAAAUCAUGAAGAAGUGCAGGGGUGUUCCUUUGGCAGCGAAAGCACUCGGAAGCUUGAUGUACCUUAAAACAGAGGAAAGCCAGUGGUUGAUUGUCAAAGAAAGUGAAAUUUGGAAUAUACAAUUAGAAAAGAAUCCCAUUUUACCUGCUCUAAGGUUGAGUUAUUUUCAUCUGCCUUUUCAUUUGAAGCAAUGCUUUGCAUACUGCUCAUUAUUUCCAAAAGAUUAUAGAAUCGAGAAGGAUAAACUGAUCCAACUUUGGAUGGCCGAAGGUUUCAUUCAAUCAUCCGUCAGAAGUAACCACAUGGAAAACAUCGGUGGAGAGUAUUUUAAUAAUCUAUUACAGCGGUCCUUCUUUCAAGAUGUUGAGAAAGAUGAUGAUGGGAAUAUAGUAUGGUGCAAGAUGCAUGACCUCAUGCAUGAUCUUGCACGCUUUGUUGCAGAGACUGAAUGCUCGAUUGUGCAGGUCGAGAAUGCAGAGAGCAUCCGUAACAUAUCUCGCCGUUUGUCCUUGGAGUGUGGGUAUAGCAGGAAGGUCCAAACAUUCCCAAAGGCCUUGAAGAAAGUAAACCAUUUGCGAACACUGCUGCUCGGAAGAUGGAAUGUCAACAUGCCCGGAAGAUGGAAGAAUGUCAGCGUUCCUUGUGAACUUUUUGUACAUUUUAUGUGCUUACGCGUGUUAGAUUUAAGCAAAGCCAACGUUACUAAGGAGUUGUUGGUUUCAAUCGGCAAGUUGAAACACUUAAGAUACCUCGACUUGUCUCAUACUAAAAUAGCAGCCCUUCCAGAAUCCAUCUGCACCCUUCCCCAUUUGCAAACCCUGAGACUCUUGCAGUGUCAUGAUCUUGCAGAGUUACCAAGGUACAUGAGCAAAAUGAUUAGCUUAAGACAUCUUGAAAUAGAACGGUAUUAUCAUAAAUUGACCCAUAUGCCAGCUAAUAUGGGAGAAUUAAAGUUCCUUCAGACCUUGCCAAUAUUCAUCAUUGGUAAGGAUAGAGGAUGUGGUAUAAAAGAGCUGCAAGACCUAAACCUUCGAGGAAGCUUGAUUAUUCGAAACCUCGAGAACGUGAUGAGUAGAGCAGAUGCACAGGAAGCAAACUUGAAGGAGAAGCCAAACCUUCAUAAGUUAUGCUUUUCAUGGGGUUCAUGGGGUCAGGAUAUUGAUCUUAAGUUGACAGGAAAUGUUGAGGAAACCUUUGAAGGUCUCCGACCACAUUCGAAUCUCAAAAGGUUGGAGGUCAAAGGGUACGUGGGUGUCAGAUUUCCGCAUUGGAUGACUUCUUCGAAUCUGGUUGAAAUCUCACUAAUCGAUUGCAGAAGAUGCGAACAGCUCCCCCAGCUUGGCCAAUUACCAUUGCUUAAGGUUCUUGUGAUACAGGGAAUGCAUGCUGUGAAAUCUAUUGGCAACCAUUUCUAUGGUGACAAUGUUGCAUAG